This is a messenger RNA of Lobosporangium transversale, 7292 nucleotides long. RefSeq names its product RAVE protein 1 C terminal-domain-containing protein. The record is from RefSeq and is a predicted model, not a curated record. NCBI's taxonomy places the organism in Eukaryota, Fungi, Mortierellomycota, Mortierellomycetes, Mortierellales, Mortierellaceae. Gene Ontology annotation, molecular function: protein binding. Gene Ontology annotation, biological process: vacuolar acidification. The transcript is spliced from 30 exons. Gene Ontology annotation, cellular component: RAVE complex. Bases 182 to 7231 code for a protein of 2349 amino acids.
GUCUUCAUUAACAUCAUCCCUCACUUUCAUUCGCAACUCAUCUAUAUCCAUCCUUUUAUCUUGUCCUUAAAUCCCUUGUAAUUCACGUGUGUAUAUGGUCAUGCUUGCAUGCAUUUAAUCUCUUCUAUAAUUGAAAAGUCCAGAAAAAACACCGCCCUCGACUAAAAGACAGUAAAUAAGUAUGCUAUUACAGCAGGUUUGUCCCGGAAAGACAAGCGCAUCCCUCCAAAGUAUUCAUACCAUCAGCUACCAAUCAAGGAGAUAUAUCCUCUAUGCUGCUACGGACUCUGUCGUUAUUUGUGAUGCUUCUUUCAAGCCCAUACAGAUCCUGUUUCUUCAGGCGGACUCGAAGGAGCAGCAGAAUCAAAUUGUUUCUGCUGUAGUCAUGUCUGAGUUUGAUGGAAAGAUCGCAGUCACGACCAACCGCCAUGUGCUAGUCUACGCGCCUGUGAUGCCUAUUGAUGAUGGCGAAAAGAUCAAUUCUUGGACUUUGCACGGAGCAUUGGAUUGUGAAGGGGUAGCGUCACUCGCUUGGAGAAAUGACGGCUAUCUUUUAACUGGAAGCAUUCAUUUGACACUAUGGGGUCAGCAGGAAGGUCACUGGAAUCAACUAUGGCAACAAAGACAGGGAUCCUGCAUUGACCUUAUACAGUUUUCUCCAGAUGGCAAGUUGUUCGCAUCCAUGGCCAAGAACGAUCGCUUGGUCAAAGUCUGGAAACAGCAUGCAGGAGAGGGCUUAGACUUUGGAUUCUUUUAUCUGCCGCACCCAAGGGCUGUGUUGGACUUUUCCUGGCGUAAAGAAAAAACUAGCAACGUAUGCACCGAGUCAACAAUUAAUGUACUGUUCACUAUGGCGAAGGAUGGCGUUUGUCGUAUAUGGUCGCCACUUGUUCUUCAUCAGCCAGAAUCGAUGACUAUCUGUGCGAUCAUCGAUCCUAACCAGUGGCUUGUAUCUCAGCAACAAUCCACUACCCAAUACCCAAUUCAUGCGCUUGAUGGCACAGAAUUCACAAUGGCUGUGGAGUACGCAGCAAGCAAGACAGUUGAUAAGAGUAACGAUGCUACAAGCAUUCAGUUACGGAAGCUGAAGGAGAUUGUCAGAGACACGUCAGAUCUUUUCUUUCAAAUCCAAGGCGAUGGAUCUAUGAUCAUUUGGGGUGUUCAGAGCCUUGGGCAAGUUCCACAACGCUUGCCUCGAGUGUUACUCGUACUACGAAUAUCUCAGGCAGUUACGCCACUUGAGGCGUCGUUUUUUAUGAAAAAUAUUUUAGCGUACCAUGACACUGCCGUAGCAAGGUCGAGAGGUUCACCUGCUGAUGUUGCGAUUGUUGGCCAGAGUCACGAAGGACGGGUCAGUUGCUUCUCUGUCAACAUGAUGGAGUUGUUUGACAGCUCCAAUACAUUGGCUGGGCUAAGCCUAAGGCAAUCAUGGACGGGCCAGCAAAGCAGAAUUAAAGAAAUCGUGAAAGAUCAUCGCCAGCUUUGUUUUACUUCGCUUGGUGAUCUGGGCGACAUUUCCCUUUGGAAACUGAAGACACCACGUUUUGCUCAUCGUGUAGCGGCAGGUCUAGUCGAAGUAGGCUCACUUCCAAUUGGAAACAGAAACGUGAAGUUAGUUACGCCCGCUUGGGAAGGAGGGUCAUUCAUGGUGUACGAUGGCCAACGGAUCACACUCUACACAGCAGAUGAAAGUGCAUAUUGCUCGGAGAUAGUAGAUUUACCUGAUUAUGAUCCUAAUUACCCCCUCAUUUUGUUGGAUUCUUUUGAAAUUCCAUACUUGAUCGAGGUUGCGGGAUCUUCGGGAAAGACGACUGAUGUUGCAUGGAGGCGAUACAUUCUAGGAUUUAGUACAACGGAUAAUACAGUAUUUACAUGGCAACGGACAGAUGGAGGGAAUCCUAUUCUAUUUUCAAAAGAGCAUCUACCCCCAUCGCGGACCGAGCACGCAGUUACUGUAGAAUCGUUUGCAGGUACUCUUCCAAAGUCACUUCACUCUACUCAUGUCAAUGUCUUUGCUACGUACUCCAAAGAUCAAGCGAAUAUAUCCUACUGGGAGUGUGCCAAUGACUUUCAUCUUCAUAAAGGAGGACGAGUUUGGCAACGAGCGGAGCGUAUUCCCACCAAACAAAACCUAGAGUUCUUCCAAUGCGGCGCAAAUGGCAAACUAGCCCUAGUGUACGCUAACAAUAAUGGAACACAUGAUCUUGAGAUCUGGGGCUCCGUUGGAGGGAGGGCCACAGGUCACCUGGAGAUCAGGUUCGCGGGAUUAGCACCGAUCUAUGGAUUGGAUUGGAUGGUCACAGCGGAUGCACGGCAUAACCUAGCAGUAGCCUUCAAAAACUCUGUAGCUCUGUAUUCACCUCAGCGUACUGAGAACGUAACCGACCCGCCUAUCUGGAUGCGAUUCCUCGACAUCAACAUCCCAGCGUUUAUUAAUCAUCCUAUCUCAGCAAUUGCUUGGUUGGAUAUGGGUACACUGGCCGUUGGUGCUGGGGGGACAAUGCUUCUGUACAGCAAAUGGCUCAGCGAGGAUUACAUGACCAUCGCUCCUGGCUUUGAAGAGUUAAACUUGGCUCCAACUCUUCAUCACGCAUUGUCUUCAAUGCAUGGUCCUCUGGUGGACUAUCAUCCUGAUCUCUUAAUGGAGUUUUUUCUUUGGGGUAAAUUUGAGGUUGUCAGAAAGAUCUUAUUCAACCUUUACCAUUAUAUGAGCUAUGUGAAUGACAGUGGAGACACCACCACUGGCCCUUUGCCAAUUCCUUUAGAAGUCAUCCUGAAAACGGAUGUGGCAGCAAAGCCGGUGAAGGCGGACCAUAAUGAUUUAUUCAUGACUGACGACGACUAUAAAAGCGCAAACGAGGAUAGGUUCUUGAACGACCGUACUAGCCGAGAUAUGAUUGAAUUCUUGACAAAAGUACACCUGGUAGGCCUUUCCAAGGCUGCUCAAUUGCAUUUGAGCGCUUUCAUCGAGGGAUUUACUAAAAUUGACCAGCAGCAUCACUCAGUUGAUGACAACGGAUUGCGGUUCCUUAUCUUUGUGCGAAGGUUCAACUACCUUUCUUACACUUUGCCUCCAAACCAACGUCUAACUAUGCUAAAUUAUCGCGAUAUCGUAUGGGCAUUUCACAGUGAAUCUCAGGACCUAUUACUAGACUUUUGUUCCAAUUCCUUGAAGGCCCCUAUGACUUGGACGGAGGCGAAGUCACUUGGAAUUUUCCUUUGGAUGCGCAAGAAAGAGACAAUGCUUAAGCAAAUGGAAGUGAUUGCUAGAAACAUGUAUAUGGGCAAAGAUGAUAAAGACCCUGUCGCAUGUACUCUGUUCUAUAUCGCCUUAAGGAAGAAGAAACUGUUGCAUGGGCUUUGGAGAACGGCACAUGGGAAUCCAGAGCAAAGUAAGAUGAUAGCUUUUUUAGCAAACGACUUUGAGCAGGAUCGAUGGAGAACUGCAGCCCUCAAAAAUGCUUUUGCUCUCCUUGGAAAACAGCGAUUUGAGUAUGCCGCUGCAUUUUUCUUACUUGGAGAUAGGUUGCAAGAUGCGGUCAACGUUUGCAUUAAGCAACUGAAUGAUUUUCAGUUGGCAAUUGCAAUCUGCCGAGUGUAUGAGCCGGAGGAGCGAGGACCUGUAUUAACCCAGUUGUUGCUAGGUUUGCUCAGAACUACUAAGGAUCCAUGGCUGCUCAGCUUGUAUUAUUCUAUGUUGGGCCAAAAUACGAAGGCCAUGCGCGUGGCCUUGUGCGAGGAUACCGAUGAAGGCUCGCCAAGUAGCACCGAGGCUCGCCCACAUAGAGACCCUUCACUUUUGAUCUUAUAUCGCUAUCUCCGUAAAGUUACCCCUAAUGCAUCAGUUUAUGAUGGCGAUGGAGAGUUCUCGGCAGUGGUGCGUGCUGCUGAGGCAUAUGAGCAUUAUGGUUGCCCUUUGCUCAGUUUGAUCAUUUUGAAGCAUUGGGGCUACGUUAUGCCCGUUGGUCCCAGAAGUAAACACACGAAGGAAGUCAGGACCAUCAUGGAGGUCCGUAGAGAAAGUAUUCACGGCCUUUCACACUCAACAAGUACAUCUUCCUUCAUGGGAGGCUUCAAAUCACCAGAAGCCUCCACAGUGAUGGAUAGUGGCAUCUUGAGCUUUGACGCUUUUAAAUUUGACAACAAUGAAUCCAGGAAAGAAAAUGGCCAUGGAACGCCAUUAAUGGGUACAUCCAAAUCCCCAAACCCUACACCAAAUUAUGACGGCAGCACUGCUGAUUUUGAAAGCUUCGGACCACUCUCAACAAAGCAGAAUGGCCAAGCAACAGCUGUGUCUCCAAAAUCUACAGGAAUGUCCUUGAUGAGGGGAUUCAAGUCGACAUCGUCCGCCAGUAAUAUAGACAGCGGUAUACUUGAUUUUGACAACUUUGGCUCUACCCCCAAAAAAGAGAAAGAAGAAGCAAUAGAGGCGCAGCCAAAGUCUACAGGGAUGUCCCUGAUGGGUGCAAACAAAUCCUCGACCCCAUCAUUGCAAAUCGAUACUGGUAUUUUAGACUUUGACAAUUUCGGUUCUACUACUAAUAAGCAGAACAACCAAACACCUGAUUCAACGUCAAAGCCUGUGGGGAUGUCGCUUAUGGGAGGUUUUAAAUCGACCUCAUCAAAUGGCAAUAUUGAUAGUGGGAUGCUUGAUUUCGAUACUUUUGGAUCCAUGGCUCAGUCUCGCGGUUUAAAAACGCCCAAAGAUAAAGCAGAGGACAUCUCUGCAGACUCUUUACCUCCAGGCAACGGUCCGACUCAAUCUAACGGCUGCUGUGAUGCUGAUGAUGCAAUAUCAAACAAUGAUAGGAUUCGAGGCAGUGAGGAAUUGCUUAAUGACUAUAUAACCACCCUCGUCGUGCAGCUUUUAACCCCUAUGGCAUCCGCACUGCGGACCGUGUCUUUAAAGCCUGAGCUGUUGUCAACACCAGUGUUCAAAGGAUACGUUGAGAACAUCAAAUAUGGCUGGGACAAGCUGUCGGAGCAUGCUAAUGUCUCCAGUGUUGUCAUGGAGCAGGCCUUAAUCUCCAAAUGCAUUGAGAUUGAUACUCUCCCUGUGUGUUUCCACUGGCUUAACACAACAAUGAGUACAGGAUCUCCUAUUUCCGCCAUCGUAUCACAUUAUUCUGAGUCAUGUUAUUCUAUGGUAGGAAUCAUUCUUUCAGAACAACUGACAGGAAGUAUGAAGGCACAUAUUAAGGAAUAUGCCAGGAGUGUUCUAGAGUCAUCGAGUGAAUGGUUUAAUUUGGCCAAGAUUGUGAUAAAACCGAAGAAAGCGUUACCUCGAUGGGAACAAAUGGUUCUGGCGAGCUAUAUUAUGCUUGUGGUUGUAUCUUUGCAAGAACAAGACUAUGCUUCUUUGGCAGCUAUGCUUUUCCAGUGGCGGCGGUUCAGUGGAUUUGUUGUUGGGGACCGAGGUGGAGCUGUCAAAGUUAUCUAUGAAGUACUGAGUGGGAAACUUUAUUCGCCACUGGAUGUUAGUGCUAUUUCUUCAGACCAUGAUGGGGAGAAAUCCGAGUGGGAGGCCCUUCAGGGGUCUCUGCUGAAUGCUGCAACGACCAAUGCAUUAGUCAUGAGUUUGGAAGGCUUACUGCGAGACCAUGGGCACAGAAUGUCCGAUGAAACUCGAAAAUUCGUUACCAGUUCUUUCCUGGAUCGACUCACCAGGUCUGGUAUUGAACAGGAGCAAAAUGUGAUCCAGAUGAUAAAGCAGUCCCCACUUCAAGACCACCUGCGUGGAUAUCUGAGUGGAUGGCAAAAGAAGUACUGGGUCCUUUUAAGCGGUCUAGAGAGUGGCGGUCAUUUACUGCCCCAAGUCGCUACGUUCUUGGAAUCCCACCGUCAGGGCCAGAGCUCGCCUCCUGUUCCUAUUGAAGACAUCUCAUUACUGUUCAAGACUCGGUCUGUCAUCCACUCUUUUGCUUUCAAUCCUGUAGAACGUCGCAUCGUAGCUGUCUGCUCGCGUUCUGAUAUUAUUGAAAUUGAUAUUUCGAAGGCAUUGGAUUUUUCGCGCUCAAUAAGUAGCUCAGAUUCAUACCAUAGUGACAUAGACUCAGUGAUGGAUUUGGAUGACGAAGAAGAGAUAGACCUGGAUGAGAGGGAUUUCCUGGAUGCACAUGGUAACGUUAUCGAGCGGCCUACGAACAGUUCCAAAGCGCCAAGUUUAGUUCCUACAGAGAGCUCAGAAGAAAAUGUCAGCCGAACAGAAAGUCAUACUGGCAUACAUAAUAUGUUCAAGAGCCUUUUCUCGAGAGGCGGCAAACAUCAUGGCCAUUCACACGAUCCUCUGCAUCCUCAUUCUCACGGCCUUGCACAAGCAGUUACAGAUGCUAAUCUUCGCCGUUCACAAGGAUCAGUUCCUGUUGGCUCCGGUACAGGGGCAAAGCCCAAUGAAGUAGACAAUGUCAUGGUUCGGACAGACGUGGUGGCAACUUGCGCUGAGAGCCAUCCUAGUUUCCCACUCUACUUGACUGGCCACAAUCCAGCACUAGGAUACCCGUGUGUGGCGCUUUGGCAGUUUGGUCAGCCAAAGGAACUCAAUAAUUAUACUGGAACAAACUCUAGAGUGAUCAGGCUGCACUUUGACCCAUGUGGCCAAAAGUUUGGAGCGACAGAUAUUAAUGGAGAUCUGCACCUCUGGAGAUUUGAUUCCAACACUGUGGGCUCGAAACCCUUCUUGACGAUGAAUUGUCAUGAUAAGAUUACACGGGACUUUGCCUUCUUAGGAUCGAGUAGUAUAAUCGCAACGACGGGGACGUCAGGAGAUGGAAAAAAUCUCGCCAUCUGGGAUACACUUUUACCACAAAACAAAGCAUUGACACAGUCGUAUAAGGUCCAUGAUCAAGGCGGAUAUUCAUUGGCGUUUUCAAAGAGGCAUCAGCUCUUAGUGUCUGGAGGACGCAAUGGUCAAAUUUGUAUCUUUGAUAUUCGGCAUUCAAAACUACUGCAUACGAUCCAAGCUCAUGAUAUGCAUGUUCGAUCAUUAAGUAUUGAUGAAGCAGGAUUGACACUUUGCUCUGGCGGCGGAGAGGGUGAUAUGAAGGUCUGGGAUUUAGAAACAUUUGAGCAAUUGUCGUCGUUUAGCAAUCUUCAAGCUAGAAAUCGGUUCCAGUUCCAAACAUUUGAUCGUAUCCCUAUCAAGGCGUAUGGUGUGGCGCAAAUUAUGCCCACGGACGACUUUUACUACACAUGUGGCCCAACAGGGUUCUUGCGUGCCAAGAGGAAUAAAUAGCGCUUGUUAUUAUAUAGCACCCAUCAUUCCUGCAGGAUAUAAAAAUAAACAUGAUAUGUGG